Somion occarium is the source of this 1284-nucleotide messenger RNA. The record is from the annotation of a GenBank genome assembly. NCBI's taxonomy places the organism in Eukaryota, Fungi, Basidiomycota, Agaricomycetes, Polyporales, Cerrenaceae.
GCGGAGUUAGAAUAAAUAUUCUUACAAACAACCACGUACGACUGCAUGAGCAUAAUAUUUCUCUAGUAGAGUCUCUAGCCUUCAGGUCAAGCAUUACGUCUGAAGUUAUCGAGGAGAUUAUGGACUCCUCUGGCUCAGACUUUUCCGCGGAGAGGUAUUUCGCAACACAGCCGCCGCCGCCUUCGCUUGAUGAGGACAUCGCUCGAGUACGCACUUUCAUACGGCAUCAACUGCAAGCUGGACGCAAGGUUGUACUAGUGACGAGCGGCGGAACCACCGUGCCUUUAGAGCUCAAUGUCGUUCGAUUCUUAGAUAACUUCAGCGCUGGAACCCGAGGCGCAACCUCUGCUGAAUACUUCCUGAAGGCCGGAUAUGCAGUUAUUUUCAUGCACAGGCAAUUCAGUCUACAACCCUUUAGCCGACAUUAUUCCCACUCAACGCAUCCGUUCCUUGACUUCCUGGAAAUCGAUCCGUCCGGCUCAAACAACAUUCAAAUCACUGUCACCCCGUCCGAAAGGGACCAAUUGCUUGAGGUCCUGACGGCCUACAAGGAGGUUCAUCGCCUCGGUACUAUGCAUACCCUGAAUUUUGUGACCGUCAAUGACUAUCUAUGGCUCCUUCGCGCAGUCAGCAAGGAAUUGUCCGUUCUGGGACGAAACGCUCUUUUCUACCUCGCGGCGGCUGUUAGCGACUUCUUCCUUCCCCGUCAAAAGAUGUCGGAACACAAGAUCCAAUCAGGGAAAGGCAGCUUGCACAUUGAGAUGGAUCAGGUGCCGAAGAUCUUGAAGCCGUUGGUUGAUGAAUGGACUCGAGAAGGAUUCAUCGUAUCUUUCAAGCUCGAAACAGAUCCUGCGUUGCUGAUACCGAAGGCCCGCACCGCACUAGAGACAUAUGGUCAUCAAGUUGUCAUCGGAAACGACCUGCACAGGCGAAAGUUUGAGGUGGUCUUCGUAUCACCUCGAGAGCCAUGCUCCUCUGGCAAAACCAAUGACGCGGAAUCGACUUUCGUGGAGACAUGGAUACGUAUUGACUUAGCCAAAGAUCCCAAGAAGGAGAUUGAAGAGGAUAUAGUUCAAGAACUAGUCAACCGUCAUCACUCAUGGAUCCAACAGUCAAAGCAAUCCUAACAAGCAAUGGAUUUUCCUGCAGCGCCUUUGUAAUCUACCACGAUUUCGACAGAGCCAUGUAUUGCAACCCAGCACCACAGACGAACAUAUACCAGUGCGCUCCAUGCGUUUAAGCAUGCAAUCAAUACAUCUAACCAGUAUUGGUUUGACUCGAAUC